AUGCGACGUGCAAGGUUAGACCAGCACACGUUCCGAUCCCAACGGGUCAACGAAGCUGAGGUGAAGGGUCAGUGCCGGUACGGGCCAAUGCCGUAUUGUUAUGUACACCUCGUGACGUGCAUGGAGCAAUCAUCCCGUCUCACAUUAAUUGCGAACGUUCGAUCCAAGAUGGCGACAGCAAUUUGUCAUUUCGCGCGCUAUCGCUGCGUAGUCACGGCGGUACACGGAAGGCUGGGUUCGGAAGUGCACGUCUCCCGCGUUGCCUCGCCGGCCAUGAGAACUGAUGCUAUCUGCGUCCCGCUCGCGCACACGUCUUCGCAUUUGAUCUCGAUGAUAGGUAGUGUGCCCCGCACUCGGUCA
Molecule: messenger RNA, 360 nt
Organism: Iphiclides podalirius (scarce swallowtail)
Lineage: Eukaryota; Metazoa; Arthropoda; Insecta; Lepidoptera; Papilionidae
Source: the annotation of a GenBank genome assembly